GUUUGUUUAAGCGUUGUUGCCUUUUUAUCAUUUUCAUGUGCAGCAGCAGCAGCAGCAACGGCAACAGCUGACGAUGCUACCUUCUUCUUUUCUCUCUCUUUUCUCUCCUUACCAUUUACACAUACAUAUUCACACAUACACUCAUAGCUCAUUAACGUACAUAUAUCAUCAAAACUUUUAGAGGUCCUUGUUCAGGCCGUCAACACGAACGAAUUCUCCAAACCCUUUUCGCUUGACCUUAAUUCUUGUGUCCUUACAAAGCUUCUCACAGAGUAUCUGGUUGGUUUGGGAAGAACGGUAGUUGUUAUGCACCUGAACGAAUCGCUGUAUCACAAUAUGGAAGAAACGCUGCAUGCUUUGCGGUUUGCUCAGUUUCUCCAGACGAUCCAAUGCUGUGUAGCUCACAACAAACCUGAUGUUCGAGUUGAAUAUUACCGUACAUGCUUAAUUGAUGCCAUUCGACAAAAUGAAACAGAGAAGAGGGAGCAUAGCAAGUGCAAGGAGAAUCUAAAGUUACAAGAAGAGGAGCUGAGCCGCAUCACGGAGCAAACGAAGCUACAUAAGCAACGAAUAGAAAAACUGAUGUUCGAGUGCUCCACACUACAACAAAAGCUACUCCUCCAUCGUCUUCACAGUCCUGAGCAAGAAGAUCAACAGGAAAAAGCAAAAGACCAAGGCAACAAAGAUAAGGAGAAAACAAAAGAAAAGAAGGUGGAUGCAGGAGAUGUGCCCAAAGUCUACCUACAUUUUGAUCAGAUCAGCGACCUGCAUACUGUAACAAACAGCACCAUCCCUCAUGACACAUCCGCGGCUGAAAAAGAUGAUGAAUACUUAGUGGCUCCGCGGCCUUCUGUCGCAAUCCCUCCUCCUGCUCAGCGUAAACAUCAUCACCCUCCGACUCCUUCUCCAGACACCCUGCUGGAUACAGCACGGAGCAAAUACAUUGCAUCCAAGGCAGCGUACGAAGCGGUAUUACAGCAAGAAGAGCUACGACUAUUGCGAGUUGAGCUAGUGAAACAGCGACAUACAGUGAAUUCUGUGCUGGGUUACGAGUCGACUACAAGGAGACCAAUAGCCAAAGCAGAGCCGAACUACAAGAACCAUAAGGCUUCCUUGGCAGAUGACGACAAUCAGCAGGAAGCAAAGAAUGCUCCGAAAAUAGUACAAUUCGGUGACAAUUCUUAUUGUUACGAACCAACGAUCCAACCACCGCAUAGCCGAGAAAGUGCUUGCUAUGAUCUUCCUGAAGGCCAAGAUGACGCUCAACAACUAUGCAACGAGAUGAACAAAGUUCUUACUGAAACGAUCCAAAAGCACGAGAAAGCGGACCGGCAAUAUCAGAACGACAAUCGGAAACUCAGGAUACAGUUGGACAGAGCAUCUAAAGAAGCUGCCGAAAAAUACAAAGAAUGGUCCCUGGAAAAGCAACAAAUGCAGAAAAAGGUAAAAUCGACUGCUACCCUGAACAGCAUCGAUGAUACACAUCCAACUUAACAACAAAUUACUGCUGUCUUAGUUACAAGAGUAUGAUGAGAAAUCGCGUACACUCAGCAGCGAAAUGAAUGCGCUUAAGGCAAAGGUCUCAUUAUUUGAUCGGGAAAUACCAAAGUACAUAGAGAAAUUAGCGACAACUGAGGCACAUUGGAAGGAGGAGAAA
Zychaea mexicana is the source of this 1657-nucleotide messenger RNA. RefSeq lists its product as uncharacterized. The record is from RefSeq and is a predicted model, not a curated record. The transcript has 9 exons. The coding region runs from base 307 to 1494 and encodes 395 amino acids. NCBI's taxonomy places the organism in Eukaryota, Fungi, Mucoromycota, Mucoromycetes, Mucorales, Lichtheimiaceae.